CAACAACACCAAUAUCGUUACAAUCAAGUAAACUGAUCUAGACAAACUAAUUUAUCAUGGCGCUGUCUUCAACAAUCUACCACUACCUCGACAUCGGUCGACUAGGCCGCGGGGAAGUCGUCAAACUCUUCCUCAAAGACGCCGGAAUCGAAUUCACCGAAGUCCGCUACCCUUACGAUGACACCUGGCCACAGAGCAGCCAGAAGCUGCAAGACCAAGGCAUCACUCGAACCGGCCAGCUUCCCGCCCUCGAGUACAAGGGGCAUAUCCUGACCCAACUUCAGCAUAUUCCCAUCCUGCGCUAUCUCUCCCGCGAUCUCAACCGUUACGACGGCGAAACCAACUGGGAGAAAUACCUCGUUGACGCGGUGGCGGAUAUCUACAUAGAUUGGAGGUCCGAAUGGGUCUCCAACCUCAUGAACAAAUCUGAUACGUACAAGGAUGAGUAUGCACCCAAGUACUAUAAUCUCAUUGCGAAGUACUACUCCGAUAUUGAGGGGCCGUAUCUCCUGGGAGAUAAAAUCACGUAUGCGGAUUUUGCGGUGUAUCAAUCUAUUGAUAAUGAUCGGAGGACGGGGACGUUGGUGGUGGAUCUUCCGCAGUCGCUGGUGAGGUUGCAGGAGGCGAUUGAGAAGAGGGAGAAUGUGGAGGGGUAUAUUAAGGAGAGUAAGUAGGGGUGAGUGUGGUGGGUAUUCAUGGGGUAGUUGGUAUGGGAUGGGCGAUGGUUGUAGUGUUCAUAAAUUGAUACCGAACACAUUGUCUCUCAACAACAUCAAAUCAAAGCGAGUAGAUGUAUGAGCAUAAAGUCAGAUCAGAGAUAACCCGAAGGCUUCACUAAGGUAUUCGCCAUAUCUUGAACAAUGACU
Molecule: messenger RNA, 866 nt
Organism: Aspergillus sclerotioniger CBS 115572
Lineage: Eukaryota; Fungi; Ascomycota; Eurotiomycetes; Eurotiales; Aspergillaceae
Product: glutathione S-transferase
Exons: 5
Coding region: 57-674 (205 amino acids)
Biological process (GO): glutathione metabolic process
Molecular function (GO): glutathione transferase activity
Source: RefSeq, a predicted model, not a curated record